Messenger RNA from Liolophura sinensis, 1119 nucleotides. Its product is annotated as adenosine receptor A3-like. Lineage: Eukaryota; Metazoa; Mollusca; Polyplacophora; Chitonida; Chitonidae. The transcript has 2 exons. Gene Ontology annotation, cellular component: dendrite; plasma membrane. Bases 1 to 1119 code for a protein of 372 amino acids. Gene Ontology annotation, biological process: chemical synaptic transmission; G protein-coupled receptor signaling pathway, coupled to cyclic nucleotide second messenger. Gene Ontology annotation, molecular function: neurotransmitter receptor activity; G protein-coupled serotonin receptor activity. The record is from RefSeq and is a predicted model, not a curated record.
AUGGCUUUCUUUUCCAACAGGACGUAUAUUGAGUUGAAUUCUGAGCUGAAGAUUGGGAUGACCACCUUGAACACUUUAGUGAUGGUCACAAUUAUCAUGCACACAGCAUUCUCUCUCACAGGAUGUCUGAGAUCCAAGGAUUUCCAGAGAUCUCACAUUAAGUUAGUCUUCAGUCUGUCCCUAGGCAGUUUUCUGAUGGGUCUGUUUUUAGCUUUAUUCAUCAUUUCUGGAAAUCUGCUGGUAAUCAUCACAAUUUCUAGGUCACGGUAUCUUUGGUCCUUUACAAGCAAGUUUGUGGUGAACUUGGCAAUAGCUGAUCUUGCACUUGGACUUUGCUUACCUUAUGAGGCUUUGGUCAUCCUUCUGCCUGGAUUACAGUUCAACAGAUUGGGCUGUCUCUACAGUUUCUGUGUGAUCAUCUUUUCCAGCACUGCCUCUCUGCUGUGUCUUGUCAUCACAGUGUUUGAUCGCUUCCUGUUUGUGUGUUACCCAUUCCAGUACAUCAUUGUAAUGUCGAAUAGGUUGAUCUACAGCCUCAUCGCUCUUAGCUGGGUCUAUGCUUUCGUCUUGUCUCAUCUCCCAAUUUUCGGCUGGAAUGCCUGGCAAGUGGGGACUCAAGUGUUGUGCUUCUAUCAACAAGCUAUGACCAAAACCUACAUUAUGAUUGUUGCACUCCACUUUGUGGUACUGUCGAUAGUCAUGUUUGUGCUGUAUGCUCUGAUCCUUCAAACAGCAAGAAAACAGAGACGAAGAAUUGCAGCAGAACAAGCACAAGGCAGAAUCCAGGAGCCUGCCACCAACUCAGAGUUCCUAAAGAAUGCUAACAGUGCCAAGUUGAUGGCAGUAGUAUUUUUAUGCUUCAGCAUUUGUUGGCUGCCCUUCUGCGCUAUUCAGCUCUGUUUGAUCGUCCAGUUGGAUUUUAAUGUGUCGAUUAUUGGUCAGUUCAGCGUGUUUCUGGGUAUUGCAAACUCUGCCAUGAAUCCACUGAUCUAUGCCUGGAAAAACCAAGCUUACCGUCAAGCUUUUUACCAUCAGAUAUGUCAUCGAGUUUCCAGAAGAACCUUUACCCCUGCUGUCCUACAGCUAACUCAUCAUCCUCAACCCUCCCCCAACAAAUGA